Molecule: messenger RNA, 1559 nt
Organism: Salvelinus sp. IW2-2015
Lineage: Eukaryota; Metazoa; Chordata; Actinopteri; Salmoniformes; Salmonidae
Source: RefSeq, a predicted model, not a curated record
ACCCAAAAAUCUCAAAUUAACCAAUUGUAAAUUCAAGCUGUAACACAACAAAAUGUGAAAAAUGUAAAAGGGUUUGAGUACUUUCCGAAGCUUCAAUGUUUUUUAUGAGUGAAAGUUGAUUAUUCUCUUUUGACAGGUUCAAGACAGACCGACCAGUCUCACCUGYACCUAGYKGURUCUCCAUGAAGAGUGACCAGUCGAUGGMACUUCCUAUUUUMUUCAGGGAGGGAGAACUUUCCACUGAACAAAGCAGUAUCUCUGAGAAGAAUGACACGUCAAUGGAUAACCAACCCAGAGGCCCUACUGAUGACAAAGUGUACCCAACAGAAGUCCAGCAGAAAAUGAAAUCCUACUUGAAGAAUAGGACAUGUUCUUUAUUUGAGGGUAUUGAAGAUGCAGGAAAAACGACACCUCUUAACAACAUCUACACAGAGCUCUACAUCACACAAGGUGGAAGUGGAGAGGUCAAUUMUGAACAUGARGUGAGACAGAUUGAGACAGCAUGCAGGUUUCCAGUAGAAMMAGAGACAUCAAUCCAACUCAAUGACAUCUUCAAACCCUUACCUGGACAAGACAAGCCUAUCAGAACAGUGCUGACAAGGGGAGUUGCUGGCAUUGGAAAAACAGUGUCUGUGCUGAAGUUCAUGUUGGACUGGGCUGAAGGAAAAGCAAACCAAGACAUCCAGAUCAUCUUCCCACUUCCUUUUCGGGAUCUGAACUUGAUGAGGAUACAAAAUCAAGUCUGAUAAAAACUACUUCAUCACUCCUUUAUAGAAACAAAAGAAUCAGAAAUCUCAGAAAACGAAAAUAUUGUGUUUGUUUUUGAUGGUCUGGAUGAAUGUCGCCUUCCUCUGGACUUCCAGAAUAAUAAGAUCUGCUGUGAUUCACAGAGUCAACUUCAGUGGAUGUUUCUGACAAACCUCAUCAAAGGGAAUCUGCUUCCCUGUGCUAAUUCUGGAUAACCACCGACCUGCAGCAGCCAAUCAGAUCCCUCCUGAUUGUGUUGACCAGGUGACAGAGGUACGAGGGUUCAAUGACCUACAGAAGGGGAAUACUUCAGGAAGGUAAUCGCUGAGGAGGACCUGGCCAGCAGAAUCAUCUCACACAUAAAGACAUCAAGGAGCCUCCACAUCAUGUGCCACAUUCCAGUGUUCUGUUGGAUUUCAGCCACUGUCCUAGAGAGACUAUUGGUUGAAGCAGAGAGUCGAGAGAUCCCAAGAAUCUAACUCAAAUGUACGCUCACCUCAUGAUCUUCCAGUCAAAACUGAGGAGUCAGAAGUACCUGUAGAGCCUUCCAACGAUUUUUACUGGGAUAAAGAGAUGAUUCUGGCACUGGGAAACUGGCUUUUCAAACAGCUAGAAAAAGGCCAUCUGAUAUUCUAUGAGGAAGACCUGAGAGAGUGUGGCAUUGACAUCAAGGACGCGUCUGUGUACUCGGAGUGUGCACUCAGAUCUUCAGAGAAGAGUCUGGGCUUAACCAGAUGAAGGUGUACUGCUUUGUACAUCUGAGUAUCCAGGAGUUUCUGGCUGCACUAUAUGUGUUCCUCAAUGUUCACUAA